Messenger RNA from Mesorhabditis belari, 684 nucleotides. The record is from the annotation of a GenBank genome assembly. Lineage: Eukaryota; Metazoa; Nematoda; Chromadorea; Rhabditida; Rhabditidae.
AUGCUGCCAGAAUCUUUGCUCUUCACAACUCUCUCCAUUUUCUCGUACCAAAGCUUUGCUUCAUCCACUUCUUUAACAAGUCUGGUUCCAAGAUUUUCCGACUUAUCCAAACUCUCGCAACCAAUCUCGAAUCUCCGAGUUGAUCGACACAAACGACAGUGUGACGAUAGCGGCUGUGCCCCACCUCCAAUUUGCUUUUUUUGUCCAGUCUGCUGUGGAGCCCCAAAGCCACCCCCACCCCCACCUUGCUGCAUGUCUCCGAAUCCAGUCCCCCCAUGUCCUUGUGCCCCACCCACCCCACCUCCACCACCAUGUUGUGCAGCUCCAAACCCUCCACCAAAUUGUCCAUGCUCGUCACCUCUUGUACAAACAGUGAUCUGUUGCAAAUCUGCUCCAUCGCCAGCCAAUCCAUGUUGCCAGGCUUUGGCCCCAUCCCCGCCACCACCUCCACCAUGCUGUAUGAUGGCCCCUUCACCAGCUAACCCAUGCUGCCAACCAGCUCCACCACCGCCUUGCACAUGCCAAGCUCCCCGCCCAGUCCCUUGCCGAUGUGCAGCGCCAGUGAUGGAUUGCCCGACUUGUCCACCAUCUCCGCCAAGAUGUCCCGUCGCUAUUCAGUGCCGAAUCGGCUUCCGAAUGAGACGAGAUGUUCAUCAUUCGGUUCUCAAAAUGCUCCAUCACUUC